AUGCCACGCUACCUCCGCGACGGCUUCUACCCCGAAGUUCCGGAGCAACAGCAGGCCAGGUUCGCCUGGACGGAGGAGGAUGGCAACAUCGCGUCGCUGGUCUCCGACCCGGGCUUUGGAACAACUGGCCAGACGACCUUCGGCAAGGAUUUGGAUGUGGAGCUGAAGACCGAAAUGAAGGAGGAAGACACCACAAGUUCGGUGUUUCAAGCAUCCAAUCGAAACGCGUUUGAGUUUCUCAAAAAGACGCAGGGCGAGCCGCCGGUCGUGUCAUCCACAUCUACAGCUAUUGCCAGUACGGGCAAAUGCAACCAAAGUACAUACAAGAUUGACAAAGCAGAUCCUAGGUCGAGAUACCACUACGUGAAAUACGUGAAGAGGCACGGACGGACGGUGAAGUUGUGGGAAUGCGGCAUAUACCGCGCGUGCAAAGCCGCGGAUAGCAGCCAGUAUAUCAUACAUACCACACAUUUGCUGGUCUCAGGCAGCCGUGAGUUCCAGCACCAAUAUACGUUGAUGCGUCAUCUGCCGACUCACACAGAUGAGAGGAACUUCCAUUGUAGCGCGUGCGGAAAGAGUUUCAGGCAACUUUCGACCCUCAGUCAGCACCGAGCGAUACACUCCGCCGAGAGGCCGUACUCUUGUGAGGCGCACCCAGAUGAAAGUAGCAGUACAAGCAGCGGAAGUGGACGCAACGUUCCUCGCGUGGCGAAAUCUCCUAUUACUAGAGGCCAAGCCGACUCUACGAGGUCGCCUAGCGAGCACUGCGAAGUGAGCUCCACCGUGGGCCCUUACCCAGGUCGGGCAGACACCGCCCCCACCGCUUGGACGAAGGAAUUGUGGCCGACGCCCCGCUUCUUCCCGGAGCCGAUCGACGCCUGGUGCUUCACCAACCCCUGGGGCGGGACGGGCACGGGGGUGGUGGUGGACCCGAUUAAGACGUACCACAUGGGGGUGGCCUUGGCGACCAAGCAGACGCCGUUCGCCCUACUCAAGCCGGAAAAGGGCGCACCCGUUCUGGUCAAGGUGGUCGACACGAAACUGCCCGGCGGUAAACAGAUGCUGGUGCCAGCCACCGCCGAGGAUCUGAGGGACGGUGGGAAAAUCAUUAUGAAGAACGAUGGUAGCUCCGAAUCGCAGGGUGCGGUGGUAGGGGUGGGGCCGGGGAUGGAGGGCGCUCUGCAAAUAAGGGUGCCCGUCGUGGCAACUGUGGUGCCACGCAUCCAGCCCGGUGGCAGGCUCCGUCUCAGUGUGGAGGAGCCGCACCGCGCCUACCACACGGCCCUUUCCACAGAAGCUGGUGAGAUUAAUGUGGAUCCAUGUACCGGCCACAGGCACUCAGAUAUUUCUAAAACGCCUUCCACGCACGAGAAAUCUAGCAGAUUCGAAGACCACGCAGCAUCAUCAGCCUCGUGCAUUUCGUCGUCUUGCACCUUCCCACCACCGGCACCUUCUCCACCACUCGAUCUCAUACCCAUGGACUUGUUUGAGCCCAUGGAGUGCCUUCCGAUGGGACCUCAAAUCACCGCGGUGGACAAUGUUCAUCAGCCUCCAGGCUCGGACGACUCUGAUAUCUUCAUCGGGACCUUUGAAGCCGGGCCGCCGGCGCGACGCGAGCGGCGGGCCCGCCACGUGACCGCCGCGCGCACUGGAUUAGAAUCUAGGACCGUCAGGACAACGGAGCACAUCUCAAUCCUAGCGGAUUUGUCGCGGCCGCCGCGCGGUAAUGAGUCCGCAGACAGUCUG
Molecule: messenger RNA, 1746 nt
Organism: Iphiclides podalirius (scarce swallowtail)
Lineage: Eukaryota; Metazoa; Arthropoda; Insecta; Lepidoptera; Papilionidae
Source: the annotation of a GenBank genome assembly